AUUUUGGAUAGUGAGGGUCAUCUGUUUUGUACUAGAAGAACAACCUCCUGUUUUGCACAAACUUGUUUAUCGUUGUAAGAUAAAUAACUUGUUGGUUUUCUGGUUCUUAAUAGUAUCGCCAAGGUUAAUCCACGGACAAAACAAUUCAUCAAUGCCCAAACAGAUACCGACAGAGCAUGAUAUCUGCCAGACUACAAUUCACUUUCGCUUUUCCGCGGAACCCAUAUCUCAAUUAUCGUGCUUCACGGCUGUGCAGUCGGGCGAGUAAGGGCUGGUUGUUAAGAUGGCAGCGGUGAUAGGGAAGAAGGUGUUGGAUGAAGAAUGGUUGGCGGCACGAUCCACGGAGGUUGACCUCAGCGGAAUUGAGCUCACUACUACUCACCCUCCUACCUCUGAUCAGGCCCCGUGGAUGGAAGCUGUCGUUCCCGGAACUGUUUUGGCAACCCUUCUGAAGAAUAAGCUUGUACCUGAUCCCUUUUAUGGGUUGGAAAAUGAGUCGAUUUUGGACAUUGCCGACUCUGGGAGGGAGUACUACACUUUCUGGUUUUUCACAACGUUUGAAUGCAAGCUGUCAACGGAUCAGCAUGUGGAUCUAAACUUUCAUGCUAUAAAUUACUCUGCUGAAGUUUAUUUAAAUGGGCACAAAAAGGUCCUGCCGAAGGGGAUGUUCCGAAGACAUUCUAUUGAUAUAACAGAUAUUCUAAAUUCAGAUGGUGAGAAUCUGCUAGCUGUCCUGGUUUACCCUCCUGAUCAUCCUGGAAGAAUUCCUCCUGAAGGUGGUCAAGGUGGUGAUCAUGAGAUUGGGAAAGAUGUUGCCGCACAAUAUGUUGAAGGUUGGGAUUGGAUGGCUCCCAUUAGGGAUAGGAACACUGGCAUCUGGGAUGAGGUUUCUCUUUCUGUUACUGGGCCAGUGAAGAUGGUAGAUCCUCACUUAGUUUCAUCAUUCUUCGAUGAUUACAAGAGGGCGUACCUUCAUACAACAGUUGAGUUGGUGAAUCAAAGUAACUCUGUUGCUGAGUGUUCUCUGAAUAUCCAAGUGGGAGCUGAACAGGAAGGGGAUAUAUUUUUGGUGGAGCAUCUUCAGACUCAGCAUCUGUACAUCCCUGCUGGAUCCCAUGUUCAACAUACUUUACCUGAGCUAUUCUUCUAUAAACCCGAUCUUUGGUGGCCUAAUGGAAUGGGAAAGCAAUAUCUUUACAAUGUAGAAAUAACAGUUGAUGUGAAAGAUUAUGGAGAGUCUGAUUCAUGGAGCCAGCAUUUUGGAUUUCGUAAGAUUGAGAGUUAUAUAGAUAGUAGUACUGGCGGAAGACUCUUUAAGGUCAAUGGACAGCCAAUAUUUAUUCGUGGAGGGAAUUGGAUAUUAUCAGAUGGAUUACUACGGCUUUCAAAGAAACGUUAUGAAACAGAUAUUAAAUUUCAUGCUGACAUGAAUUUCAACAUGAUGCGCUGUUGGGGUGGUGGAAUUGCGGAAAGACCUGAGUUCUAUCACUAUUGCGACAUUUAUGGACUUUUGGUUUGGCAAGAAUUCUGGAUAACUGGGGACUGUGAUGGACGAGGCGUUCCAGUAUCAAAUCCUGAUGGUCCCCUGGACCAUGACCUAUUUUUGCUUUGCGCUAGGGACACUGUGAAGCUGCUAAGAAACCAUCCUAGUCUUGCUCUCUGGGUUGGAGGUAAUGAGCAAGUGCCACCAGAUGAUAUUAAUACAGCUCUGAAAAAGGAUCUAGAACUCCAUCCUUACUAUGAAACUUCUACGAAUUGCAAGCAUUCCAAGGAAGAGAUAUCCUCAACUUGGAAGGACCCAAGUGAAUAUCUGGAUGGAACACGUAUAUACAUCCAAGGAUCCAUGUGGGAUGGUUUUGCUAAUGGGAAGGGGGACUUUACUGAUGGUCCUUAUGAAAUUCAGAAUCCCGAGAACUUUUUCAAGGAUGACUUUUACAAAUAUGGUUUCAAUCCUGAGGUUGGUUCUGUAGGAACACCUGUGGCAGCUACUAUCAGAGCAACAAUGCCUCCAGUGGGAUGGCAGAUGCCCUUAUUCAAAACAUUGGCGAAUGGCUAUGUCCAGGAAGUCCCCAAUCCUAUAUGGAACUAUCAUAAGUACAUACCAUACUCAAAACCAGGCUUGGUUCAUGACCAGAUUUUACUAUAUGGAACACCUAAGGAUCUUGAUGACUUUUGUCUUAAGGCGCAACUGGCUAAUUACAUCCAAUAUAGAGCUCUCUUAGAAGGUUGGACCUCGCGUAUGUGGACCAAAUACACAGGUGUGUUGAUUUGGAAAACUCAAAACCCAUGGACAGGACUAAGGGGCCAAUUCUAUGAUCAUCUGCAUGAGCAAACAGCAGGGUUCUAUGGCUGUCGUUGUGCUGCAGAACCAAUUCAUGUUCAGCUAAAUCUAGCAACAUAUCUUGUGGAGGUGGUGAACACAACAUCAGAAGAACUAUCCAAUGUGGCUAUAGAAGUGUCAGUUUGGGAUCUAGAAGGAGCAUGUCCAUACUAUGAAAUCUUUGACAAACUCACUAUACCAUCCAAAAGCACAAUAUCUACUUCUGAGAUAAAGUAUCCAAAGUCUGAAGAUCCUAAACCUGUCUAUUUUCUUCUUCUUAAACUCUAUAAAAUGUCAGAUUAUGAGAUAUUAUCCAGGAACUUUUAUUGGUUACAUCUGCCAGGUGGCGACUAUAAGCUCCUGGAACCAUACAAAAACAAUAAAAUUCCCCUUAAAAUUACUUCUCUAACUUUCAUAAGGGGUUCCAGCUAUGAGGUCAGGAUGCACAUAGAGAAUAAGUCACAAGAACCUAAUUCAAGAAGUCUAGUCCAUAAAAACCAUGUCUUCGAAGAUGCCAACAGAGAUUUUGGUAUGCCACCAUCAGAAGCCGUAGAUGGUGUACCUGAUAGAGAAAAGGGGACCAGCUUGUUUCCUAAGAUGCUUAGGAACUUUUUGACUAAAGCCAGUGAUCUGCAAGUCACUGAAAUCAAUGGAACUGAGACUGGAGUCGCUUUCUUUCUCCAUUUCUCUGUCCAUGCUUCAAAAACUCAGAAAAACAAUGAAGACACUCGGAUUUUGCCAGUUCAUUACUCAGACAACUAUUUCUCAUUGGUACCUGGGGAAGUAAUGACUGUAAUCCUUAACUUUGAGGUUCCCUCGCGCAUUACCCCUCGCAUUAUGCUUCAUGGUUGGAACUACCAAGGUGGACAUACUGUUCUCUAGCUGCUAUGAAGAACUAAUGUUCUGGCAACGAACACUGUUCAUUGCUUUCUCUCUGAUGUUUCAAGUCAUUGCUAAUGAAGAUCGUCAAUAGCUGCAGGCAAAGAUCCACCAGCUGGAUACUAGGUCAUGUUCUGUUCCCGUGCUUAGGACUGUACUCUUUGGAGAGUCAGGUACUGAGGUGUAUAAAAAUGUCUGGUACUGUUUAUCUUUGUAAGUAUUAUCCAUAAUGGUAUUAGCAACUUGCACACUGACCUGAGAUUGUGUAAACUGUUUGAACUCCUUUUACUGUCAAUGUCUUAUUAUUGCUUAAGGUCAUCUGUUUUGCCUACUA
Sesamum indicum (sesame) is the source of this 3533-nucleotide messenger RNA. The record is from RefSeq and is a predicted model, not a curated record. NCBI's taxonomy places the organism in Eukaryota, Viridiplantae, Streptophyta, Magnoliopsida, Lamiales, Pedaliaceae.